CAUUUCUCGUGCGGUUGUCUACUCGGAAAGUAUCCUCGGGGUAUUGUCGAAAAAAAAAGAAAAAAACCAUUUAGGCCAUUCCGACAUUUAUCCCGAACAUGGCGAAACUUUUGGCACUUCUGGUGAUCGCAUUGGUCUGCGUAAUUGUCAACGUUCAGAGUCAAGAGACUAACACAAAACCGGUAUUUGGACAAGCAUUCGACGAAAUUGUUGUAUCAUCGGACCUGAAUGUCAGAAGAAAAUCAAAGGAAAACCGUCAGGGCAAAAAACUACUGUCGAACGUGCCGUCAGGAACCACAGGUCCCCCUGGUAAACCUACAGAAAUUGCAUCGAGGCUUGUAUCCAGCGAUGGAAGUCGAAUAGAACUGGAGAAAAGGGAGCGCCGAGAUAUUACAAAGAAGAGGUGGCAAGAUCUUGGUUCCGCUGGAUAUCUGCUGAAAUAUCGUAAACGUUGAUUCCUACAAUAAAACAAAAUUCAACUGAGCACGUUUUGCGAGGACAACCGCACGACACUCACCACCUCAUCUGUGAUCACACGUUUCGGCCCCGCUUUUGGACUUCGGCUGUUACAAAAAGGAUAAUAAAAAUUUUCAGUCACACAAAA
Messenger RNA from Diachasma alloeum, 604 nucleotides. RefSeq lists its product as uncharacterized. NCBI's taxonomy places the organism in Eukaryota, Metazoa, Arthropoda, Insecta, Hymenoptera, Braconidae. The record is from RefSeq and is a predicted model, not a curated record. The transcript is spliced from 4 exons. Bases 99 to 455 code for a protein of 118 amino acids.